GCCACCCUUUCUACGGGAAAUACAAGGUGGGUUUCCUAAGCAGCGGUAAAGUGGUAGCUCUGGACGUGUCCUACUACAGCAACGCUGGACACUCCGUGGACCUGUCUCUAUCGAUCAUGGAGCGUGCUCUGUUCCACAUGGAGAACUCCUACAGCGUGGCUAACGUGCGCGGCCGCGGCUACGUGUGCCGCACCAACCUGCCGACCAACACGGCCUUCAGGGGCUUCGGGGGACCGCAAGGCAUGAUGGUCUCAGAGAACUGGAUCACUGACGUGGCUCAGAGCCUGGGACGUCCCGCAGAGGAGGUGCGCCGGUUGAACCUGUACGUGGAGGGAGAGGCCACGCCCUACAACCAGGUGCUGGACCAGCUGACUCUGGACCGGUGCUGGGACGAGUGUCUGCAGCGCUCGCGGUACCAGCAGCGCCGGGACGCCGCCGAACUCUUCAACAGGCAGAACCGUUGGACCAAACGAGGCGUUGCCAUAGUUCCCACCAAGUUUGGCAUCAGCUUCACGGCCGCCUUCCUCAACCAGGCUGGAGCUCUGGUCCAUAUCUACACAGACGGCUCAGUACUGUUGACCCAUGGUGGGACCAAGAUGGUCCAGGUAGCCAGCAGGGUUCUGGGUAUCCCGUGCUCUAAGAUCCACAUCUCUGAGACCAGCACCAACACGGUCCCCAACACCAGCCCCACGGCCGCCUCGGCGUCCUCCGACCUCAACGGCGCCGCUGUGUUCGCUGUCUGCCGGACCCUCAGCGGGCGCCUGGUGCUGUACCAGACCCAAAACUCCAAAGCAUCAUGGGAAGACUGGAGGAGCAGCAGCAAGCCUCGGCGGCAGACUCAUCGGCCGAAGACUCCGGAGGACAAAGACAAAGGAGUCCCCGCAGGAGCUGGAGCUCUGGUCCAUAUCUACACAGACGGCUCAGUACUGUUGACCCAUGGUGGGACCAAGAUGGUCCAGGUAGCCAGCAGGGUUCUGGGUAUCCCGUGCUCUAAGAUCCACAUCUCUGAGACCAGCACCAACACGGUCCCCAACACCAGCCCCACGGCCGCCUCGGUGUCCUCCGACCUCAACGGCGCCGCUGUGUUCGCUGUCUGCCGGACCCUCAGCGGGCGCCUGGUGCUGUACCAGACCCAAAACUCCAAAGCAUCAUGGGAAGACUGGAGGAGCAGCAGCAAGCCUCGGCGGCAGACUCAUCGGCCGAAGACUCCGGAGGACAAAGACAAAGGAGUCCCCGCAGGAGUCCGAUUUCAAGUUAAUGAUUUUUUGUGAA
Molecule: messenger RNA, 1272 nt
Organism: Perca fluviatilis (European perch)
Lineage: Eukaryota; Metazoa; Chordata; Actinopteri; Perciformes; Percidae
Product: xanthine dehydrogenase/oxidase-like
Molecular function (GO): iron ion binding; oxidoreductase activity
Source: RefSeq, a predicted model, not a curated record